Nezara viridula (southern green stink bug) is the source of this 2632-nucleotide messenger RNA. The record is from the annotation of a GenBank genome assembly. NCBI's taxonomy places the organism in Eukaryota, Metazoa, Arthropoda, Insecta, Hemiptera, Pentatomidae.
CCGCCCUCUGUAAUCGUUCAGUGGGUAUCUGUCAGCUUCGCUUCUAGUGUGUAUCAGUAUCUAGUAUCUAGUAUCUAUAUCUAAUAUCCAACCACCUAUAUCUUAAGUUAGUUAACCAGUGAGAACUUCUUCGUUUGGUUUCAUUCUGUCUUCUACUGCUGUCUUCAUUCAUCAUGAAAGAAAAUGAGAUGUACCGAAUCGAAAGGCAAUUUGGUAGCCUAGAAGAGAAGACCAUAUGAACGUGUUGACCGCUGAAAAGACGGAAUGGAGGCGGCGAGGGAGGAUGAAUCUGGAGGGGAGGAGCAGAGGCGGGCCGUAGAGACCGAGAAGCUGCUGAGAGGCCUGCGAGGCUCGGCCAGUUCCCUGGUCCUGGCCUCCAGGCGGGGCUCCAUCGUUGUAUCGCCCACCAACGGGGACCUCCUCAAGUCCCCCCUCAAGGAGAAGCUCAUGAGUAAAUCCUUGCACGUCCAGUUCCACAAUGGCGGCAUCAACGGCCUCGAAAAACCGCCGCCCUCCCUCAGCUCCAGCAGCACGAGCUCCUUGGGACAGUUCUCUGAAGCCAGGUCACCCGAUGGCGGCUGGGGCUGGGUCGUCGUCCUCGCAUCCUUCCUUGUCAACCUGAUAGCUGAUGGCAUCACCUUCUCCUUCGGCAUUAUCUACAAGGACCUGGAACAGUACUAUGGAGAAGGCAAAAGUAAGACAGCGUGGAUCGGAUCGUCAUUUAUGGCGAUACCACUGUUGUCCGGACCCAUUGCCAGCUUCCUGACGGACAGAUAUGGAUGCAAGAACUGCUGCGUGGUCGGAGGGAUCUUGGCGGCCAGCGGUUUUGUCAUAUCCGCCUUUACCACCUCCUUGGGAGAAUUGCUCCUGUUCAUCGGGAUCCUGGCCGGGUUCGGGCUCUCCCUCUGCUACGUAGCUGCAGUUGUUAUCGUUGCUUAUUACUUUGACUCGAAGCGGUCAUUGGCGACUGGGCUGUCGGUGUGCGGCAGCGGUAUUGGGACCUUUGUUUUCGCUCCGGUGAUUCAGUUUUUACUGACGGAGUAUGGCCUGCGAGGUACAUGUCUCAUCCUCGCUGGCAUUUUGUUGAACCAGUGUGUGUGUGGUAUGUUGAUGAGGGACUUGGAGUGGACCAAAGCUAAAAGGCGGACUAGAAAAAAGAAAAAUAAAGCUAAUACAGGAUCUAGUAUAGAUACUUAUUCAGCGACAAGUGUACAGCAACAAACUCCUACCUCAUGCCCUAGUGUCGAUGAACUUAAAAGGCUUUUACAAAAACCAGGUGUACAAAUUCCUGAAGAGAACAAAGAGGAGGCUCAGAAGCUAUGGAGCUCCUUAGUCAACCUUCCAACAUUUGUGGCAAAUGGAGAGAGGGUACCUUUGGAAGUUCUAGAAAUGCUUACCACUAACAAGCAUCUCACAGCUGUACUUUUACAUAAUUAUCCUAGUCUUCUUAUUACUUCCAGAAGCUUAUCCGAUUCUGCCAAGAUUGCAGAAAUUUGCUCAUCAGAAAAAAAAUCUGAUAAUAGUGGAAAAGAACAGCUAUCCGGAAAAUUUUUAGCUGAAACACCACAGGAACUCACAAGCCCUACAGAAAAUUGGUGGUCAAAACACGGAUGUCAGGGCAAAAGCAUGCCAACCGCAGCAUAUCUUAAAGAUUUGAGGAUACACAGGCAUUCUCUUACAUACCGUGGUGCCAUGCUCAACAUCAAUCGCUAUAGGCUAAGAGCAUCAUCAUGCCCAGACAUUUAUAGAAACUCUAUGACAACAAUCGCCAAAGAAAAAGUUGAGUGGUAUGCAGAACUUUUAUAUCUUCUUGCAGAUAUGUUAGACUUUUCUUUCUUUGUACACCCAAAAUUCUUACUAUUUGCAAUGUCCAAUUUUCUUCUUUACACAUGGUAUGAUGUGCCAUACAUGUAUCUUGCAGAUGAUGCAAUAAAAAGAGGAUUUGGAGAAACUGGUGCUUCAAUUAUAAUUUCUGUGAUUGGCAUAUUUAAUAUGGGUGGAGAGAUUAUUCUUGGUUGGGCAGGGGACUUUCAGUGGAUUAAUGCUAACCUGGUUUAUGCUCUCUGUAUGGCUUUAUGUGGAGCUGUUGUGGCAAUGAUGCCAGUGAUCUCUUCAUAUUAUGCAUUGUGCACUCUAGCAGGUGCUUUUGGUCUAUUUAUCGCUGCAAAUUAUGCUCUUACAUCUAUUAUACUUGUCGAAUUAAUAACACUUGAGAGGUUCACUAAUGCAUAUGGCCUUCUACUUUUGGUACAAGGCAUAGCAAACUUGGUUGGACCCCCUCUUGCAGGUUGGCUGUAUGAUAUCACAGGAACCUACAAUCUGUCAUUUUACCUAGCAGGAGUGUUUGUUGCUAUAUCAGGAGUACUCCUUGUUGUUCAUCCAUGCUUUCAAUUAUUUCAAAGAUUGAAUAAACAUUCACAAGAGAAGCCAGCUAGUAAAGGACAACAAUGUAUUUGUUAAAGAUGCUGUGAACUGGCACAGAGGGAACUUUGUAUCUUUUUUUUUUUUUUUUGUUAUUUAUUUAGUUUUAAAGUUAUAUCAUAGACUGAUAUUAAAUAUCAUAUUAAAUCUUUUUAAAUAAUUUUGCUCCAUUGCUUCUUUCUCUCUCUUUUAUAGAAAGGUAAUGUCCAGC